AAGAGGUACCAAUAUAAAAACCGGUGCUACCUCCAGUUAUUGUCACAGGGAGAAUUCCAGAUCUUUUCUAGAGCUGCUAAAAAGUGGAGCCCAUGUCUUUCUCGAAAAGCUAGGUCGUGACGUCGCUAUCAACUGCAGCCUCUUCAACACUUUCCUACCUACAUCUCAAAAUCAUCCAGCCUCAGUGCUUCCAUUCCCGUCUUUGCAUCCAGGAGUAAUAUAGAGGGUUAAAGAGCGUACACCAAACUUUGCAACCAGCACCGCCUCUGCAAGAAUUAAAGCUGUCGCAGUAUAGCAGCAAGCUCGCAACUAUGACAGACUCACCACCAACGGAGCCCCGAGCUCGCUCGAGCUCACCUGCUUCCAAGGACAAGGACGACCGCAAAGGCCGCGAUGAUACAUACAGAGAGAAUGACGAACGUCGCCAGCGCAGAGACCGUAGUAGGUCGCGCGAUCGCAACAACAACCGCGACCGCAGAGAUUCGCCCCCACGCAGACCCCGAGAUCGAUCGCGGUCACCAGCGCGAAGACCCAGAGGAUCAGGCGGCUUCAAGUGGAAGGGAGAGCGCCGAGACAGCGACAGAAACCGUGACUUCCGCAGGCGGUCACCGCAGCGACAUCGAGAUCGCGACUAUGGCAGGGACCGGAACUACCGUCGAGAUGACCGUGAUGGAGGACGGGACAGACAGCGAGAUGGCGAUAGGGAUCAGAGAAGGGAGAGGAAGGAAAAGAAGGAAGAGAAGCCCAAAGCUCCUGUGGCCCAGGCAGGCGAGGAGAUGAUCAUCGUCAACGUCAACGAUCGACUUGGUACGAAAGCUGCUGUACCCUGCUUGGAGUCUGAUACCGUGGGUCAGCUGAAGAUGAUGGUCGCCGCCCGAAUCGGUCGUGACCCUGGCCAGAUCAUCUUGAAGCGACAGAGUGAGAGGCCAUUCAAAGACCACAUCACCCUGGGUGAUUAUGGCAUCUCGAAUGGUGUGCAACUGGAUCUGGAGAUUGAUACCCGGGACUAAAAUGGCAUGAAGCACUGUUCAAUAUGGACUCUGGGAGCAAAGUUUUCAACCUUUUACUUUUUAUCUAGCGUUAUCUGGAUUGCAUGGCUAAAACAAUACACAGUCGAAUAGAAACAAUUUAGUCUGGGAAUACUGGCGCGAGCCAUGCCAUAUAAAAGAAAUCUCAUCAAGAGGUCGUGUCCAAACUCAUC
Messenger RNA from Fusarium verticillioides 7600, 1201 nucleotides. RefSeq lists its product as hypothetical. Gene Ontology annotation, biological process: protein modification process; mRNA splicing, via spliceosome. Gene Ontology annotation, molecular function: protein binding; protein tag activity. The transcript has a single exon. NCBI's taxonomy places the organism in Eukaryota, Fungi, Ascomycota, Sordariomycetes, Hypocreales, Nectriaceae. The record is from RefSeq and is a predicted model, not a curated record. Gene Ontology annotation, cellular component: cytoplasm; nucleus. The coding region runs from base 312 to 1010 and encodes 232 amino acids.